AUGCAGUCGGCUCAGAGGCCCCUCGCGGGCAAGAAGACCCUGUGGCAGUCCAUUUGCUCCAAUCCCAAAGUUGUCUUCAUCGCGCUAUUUGCGUCUCUCGGUGGCUUUGAGUAUGGCUACCAGCAAGGUGUCCUGGGCCAGUCGCUCGUCAUGACGCGCUUCACUUCCAAUUUCCCCUCGGUUGUCAACUCCUCUUCCGCCACAGGUUGGUUGACUUCCAUUCUCCAGCUCGGAGGUAUUGUGGGCUCCCUCUCUGCUGGUAUUCUCAGCGAGCUCAUUUCCCGAAAGCGCACCAUGUUUGUUGCUUGCCUCUGGGUCAUCUUGGGUAGCUACCUCUACAUUGGAGCCAAGGCUGGUGCGCCGUCUCUGCUCUACGCCGGCCGUUUCUUCACCGGUAUUGGUGUUGGCCUCUUCAGUGGCGUUGCGCCGCUGUACAAUGCCGAGCUUUCGCUCCCAGAGAUGCGCGGCUUCCUCGUCUCGUUUUACCAAUUUGCCACCAUUCUUGGCAUCAUGCUCUCCUUCUGGAUCGGCUACGCCAGCAACUACAUCGGCGGCACCGGCGAGUCCCAGUCUGACAUGGCAUGGAGACUGCCGUCCAUUAUUCAGGGAAUCCCAGCAGCUGCUCUAGCAAUUGGAAUCUGGUUUAUGCCCUACUCGCCUCGAUGGCUGGUCAAAGUGGGACGCGAUGAGGAGGCCAAGGCGACGCUGGCCUGGAUGAGGAAACUGCCCAUGGACGACAAGCUCGUGCAACUCGAAUUCUUGGAAAUUAAAGCAGAGGCUGUCUUUGAGAAGAAGGCCUUUGCCAGAGAUUUUCCAAAACUUGCCGACGUGAGCCAGCAAAGCGCCUUCAAGGAGCAGAUCGCCCAGUAUAUCAACUGCUUCAGAACUCGUGAUAAUUUCAAGAGAAUUUCGACGGGAUUUCUUACUAUGGGAGCGCAGCAAUGGAGUGGCAUUGAUGCUAUAGUCUACUACUGUCCGACCAUUUUCCACAGCCUUGGUUUGACGUCUGGAACGACGGCGUUGUUGGCAACUGGCGUCACGGGCGUGGUGUUUAUGGCCAGCACGAUCCCUGCCAUGUUUAUAAUUGACAGAGUUGGCCGAAAGCCAAUGUUGAUUGUGGGAUCGAUAGUCAUGGGGAUUUCCAUGGUCAUUGUGGGCAUCAUCGUGGCCAAAUUCAGGCAUGACUGGACCUCGCAUGCUACAGAAGGCUGGGUAGCUGUCGCACUCAUCUGGGUCUACAUUGCCGGCUUUGGCGCCACCUGGGGUCCCGUCUCCUGGACCAUUGUCGCCGAAAUCUUCCCUCUUUCUAUUCGUGCAAAGGGCAGCUCCAUCGGCGCCUUCAGCAACUGGCUCAACAACUUCGCCAUUGCCUUUUUUGUGCCGCCGAUGCUCGAGGCCUGGGCCUGGGGCACGUACAUCUUCUUUGCCGUAUUCCUGGCCGCGGGUAUGCUGUGGGUCUGGCUAUGUCUGCCCGAGACCAAGAACGCGAGUCUGGAAGAGAUGGAUCGCGUCUUCAACAGUCACACUGGUGCGCGGGAUGCUGAGAUGUUACUCGCAGCGCAGGAGGAGGUUGGCCUGACGGCGCUCCUCGAGGGCCAUGGCAUGGUGCACGACAAAGCCGGAUCUGUCGCUGUGGUUGAGCACGUUUGA
Cordyceps militaris CM01 is the source of this 1650-nucleotide messenger RNA. Its product is annotated as MFS quinate transporter, putative. Gene Ontology annotation, biological process: transmembrane transport; carbohydrate transport. NCBI's taxonomy places the organism in Eukaryota, Fungi, Ascomycota, Sordariomycetes, Hypocreales, Cordycipitaceae. The record is from RefSeq and is a predicted model, not a curated record. Gene Ontology annotation, cellular component: membrane. Gene Ontology annotation, molecular function: carbohydrate:proton symporter activity. Bases 1 to 1650 code for a protein of 549 amino acids. The transcript is spliced from 4 exons.